Molecule: messenger RNA, 859 nt
Organism: Eurytemora carolleeae
Lineage: Eukaryota; Metazoa; Arthropoda; Copepoda; Calanoida; Temoridae
Gene: Apf
Product: bis(5'-nucleosyl)-tetraphosphatase [asymmetrical]
Exons: 8
Coding region: 21-602 (193 amino acids)
Biological process (GO): AMP biosynthetic process; ATP biosynthetic process
Molecular function (GO): bis(5'-nucleosyl)-tetraphosphatase (asymmetrical) activity
Source: RefSeq, a predicted model, not a curated record
CCAAGGUUUAUUUCAGAAGGAUGGCAAAAGCUAGGCGUGCUGCUGGUUUUGUUGUUUACAGAAACUUUGAGAAUUCUGUUCAGUUCUUAUUGAUGCAGGCUAGUAAUCAGAACCACCAUUGGACACCACCGAAAGGUCAUGUUGAUGCUGGAGAGGAUGACCUUACAACAGCCUUCAGAGAGACUUUAGAGGAAUCUGGGAUAUCUAAGGAUCAGCUUUUUGUUCAUAGAGAAUUAAAGGAUGAACUUCACUACAAGGGCCUUUCUGUAAAUUCUGUUGCAGACAGGAUUGCUGAGCACUUUGCUGGUAUCUCCCAAGAAUAUGAUCCUAUAUCUGCACCAGACCAACUCCCAUCCUUCCUACCUGCCCAGCCGCCUCCAGUACUCCAUGAUUACCAGGCAUGGGGAGCAGAUAAGGUUGUAGUGUACUGGCCGGCUAAGCUACUAAAUCCACAGACUACUGUUACAAUAUCACAUGAACAUCAAGAUUUUAAGUGGCUGGAGGUGGAGGAUGCUUGUAGAACUGCAGGGUUCCCGGAUUUACAGAAAACAAUCAGAAAAUUUCAUGAAUUCAUCUCAAACAUGAAAUCUGAGGGAAAAUAAGAAAGAACUUCAGGAGUACAUCAAUCAAGCAGACAUACGCUUUAAACUUUAUUUUAAUAUGGCAGAUGACAUUUAAAAAUGUUAUACAUUGGAAUUUUUAAUUGUGAUUAAGCUGGUGAAUUAUGUUGAUCAUGUAAAUUUAUCUCAACAGAUCUUGAACAUUGAAUUCUCAUCAAGUCAGCGUUAUUUUUGUUUUGUUAUCUAAAUUCUUCUAUAAACACACAUUUCGUUUUUCCAUUAAACAAAUGUCAACAUUA